This is a messenger RNA of Haemonchus placei, 321 nucleotides long. The record is from the annotation of a GenBank genome assembly. NCBI's taxonomy places the organism in Eukaryota, Metazoa, Nematoda, Chromadorea, Rhabditida, Trichostrongylidae.
AUGUCGCGUCGUUCCAAUGCUUCUGAUUCGAAUAAUUCUAUGGCGAAAUGCGAUGACUCGUUCAACGAUUCUGUUCAUCUGAAUGACCUCUGGUUUUACGGACCUCCAAAAAAGAGGCAGAUGCUGUCGCCUCGUGAUUCACAAGGCGAUGUGGUUCUACCUUCGGUGAGUGUCCUUGGUUCGAAGGUCAAGCUUGCUCAUCUCAAUACUCUUGAAAAUAUGCUCUCACUAAUGGCUGAAGUCGAGGUUAGUACAACAGUUUCGGAAAAGAAAAGAAAAUUUUGCGCGGGCACCCGGUUCUCACAGUCCAUGGUGGAGUAA